Messenger RNA from Patella vulgata (common limpet), 2994 nucleotides. Its product is annotated as dnaJ homolog subfamily C member 28. The record is from RefSeq and is a predicted model, not a curated record. The transcript has 6 exons. The coding region runs from base 173 to 1450 and encodes 425 amino acids. Lineage: Eukaryota; Metazoa; Mollusca; Gastropoda; Patellidae.
UCUGAUGUUUUCCAGGUUUUCAUAGUACAAUCAAGUCUAUCAUUAUAAAAUGUUUGACAUGGGUUGUAUUUAUUUGUAGUCUCAAUUACUGUAGCUAGGCCUAUAAAUAAUCAAAAGGUGUAAAACAAGGACGUGUACCACCACAUUAGGCCUUCUCGGAGACUAUAUUGUCAUGUAUUCAAUUCAAGUGGCAAGUUUCCAGAGGACUUUCUUUCGUCAGGUUGUGAAGCGAAUAUGUGCUGGAUAUUAUUGUUGUAAAGUAACAGACAGACAGACUGAAGCAUCAGUUAUUUACAAUAUUGGUCUGAACUUUUGUGCUAAAUUCCAAAGCUUGCAAAAUGACAAUUGUUCCUUUCGAACAUUUUCAACCAGUAGAACAUUAUGUAUUGAAGUCAAGUUAAAAUCAGAUGUGAACAAUGCCUGUACGAUUUUAGGUGUCGACCCAGACUGUGAUAUCGGUGAAUUGAGAGAGGCCUAUUUAACCUUAGCAAAGAAAUAUCACCCCGAUAGUGGUUGCGCUACUGCAGAUCCUCGCAAGUUUUCUCAAGUAAAAGAGGCCUAUAGAUCCGUUCUGGAAGCGAAGAAAGGUGGAAUACUUGAAAAAGAUGAUCCAGAUGACCCAGAUAAAUAUAUUUAUGACAUUAAACACACAGCACCACAACAUCGUCAGUAUCUAUCUUUUGAGGGAAUUGGUUUUGGUAGUCCCAGUCAAAGACAAAAACAGUAUGAGCAAUAUAGAGUGUGGAAAGCUGCUGCCAAUGUUCAAGAGCAUCGGAUACAAAACUUAGCAUCUGAAACUGAGACCGCUUUAGUUGUUCAAGAUAAGAAACAUGCUAAAAAGAUCAAAAUAAGUAAUGCUAUAGAAAGAGUGGUGGAAGACUUAAUACAAGAAUCUAUGAAUAAAGGAGAUUUCGAUAAUUUAAGUGGAUCAGGCAAACCUCUAGAAUAUGUUGGCAGAAAUCCCAUGGUUGACACUGAAACACAUAAUUUAAAUAAAAUACUUAUAAAUAAUGGCUUUACACCAGAGUGGAUUACUUUACAAUCAGAAAUAAGGAAUGAAAUGAAAGAUGCCCGUCAAAAAUUAUCAAUUUUAGCCAAGAAGCUUAGACAGGAACCAGCAGAGGAAAUGGAGAAAAAAUGGCAGUCCCAGAUUAAAAAGUAUAAAUUAAAAGUUAAUGACAUCAAUGAGAAGAUUGACAAAUACAACAUGAUUGUUCCCUUUAUUGAUAAACAGUUUGCACAUUUUGACGCAGAAAAAGAUAUCAGAAGGAUAUCAAAUAAUUUUGAAAAAUAUCUUCCCAGUGAAGAGGAAACAGAACGUAUGUACAAUUCUCAAUUUCUGACUCAAGAACAAUUCUACAUCCAAAACUUGAAUCAUGGUGAAAAAAUCAAAUGGAGUGAAGUAUGGCAUAACAUUAAAUUAGUCUUUAAAUCCACAUCCACUGCAUAAUUUAUUAUGAACAUCUGUGAAGAAAGUUAAACCAUGUUUGAUUUGGUGUGAUUUUCAAACAAACAGUUUAUUAUGAAAAAAACAUGUUAACACUCUCCAAAAUUCUAACUUAUCUAAGAAUAUGAAUAAAACAGCAGUUGCCAGGCAAGAUAUGGACAACCUUGGAAUGACAUACUUUUACACAAUUUGUGUACAAGGAGCCGCCAUUUUGUCAGGCAGUUUUGGUCCGAUUUUCACGAAAAUGGAACUCAACUGUCAUUAGGGUGUAACGUUGUAAUGUUUUUUUUUAAAUUAGAUAAAAAUUGUGACUUCUAGAGGGUCCACAAGCUAAGAACAUGAUUUUUCGAACAAUCCAGGAAGUUACAGUCCGAUAUGCGCAAAUAUCACAAGGAAUGAAGAUUUUGGGAUUAUAAUCAUACAUUUCAAGUUUCAUAAAAAUCGAAUAAAAUUUGUGACUUCUAGUGUGCCCACAACUUUGGUAUUACAUACUUUUACACUAUUUGCAUACAAGGAACGACCAUUUUGUCUGGCAGUUUCGGUCAGAUUUUUAUGAAAUUCGAACUCAACCUUCAUUGAUGUGUAAGGGUGGUAUAUUUAAACAAUUUAUUAAAAACUGGAAGUUACAUUCGGAUAUGCACAAUUAUUUCAUUAAAAUCGGAUAAAAAUUGUGGCCUCUAGAGGGUCCACAACCUUGAUACUAUAUUUUUACACUAUUUGCGUACGAAGGGUGGCCAAUUUGUCAGGGUGUAACAGUGAUAUAUUCAAACGUUUUUUUUUUUAAAUCAGAUAAUUGUGACCUCUUGAGAGACCACAAGCUGAUUUUUAUCCGCUCACAUAUUCAUGCGGAUGUAUAUUGUCGUCGCCCCUGUUUUUGUUUGUUUGUGGGUGUAUAAAAAUUAUAUGCAUUGACAUUGACAGUUUUAGAUACGCCCCCACGACCAAUUGUCACGUGUUGAUGAUGUGAGUCCUGGGAAAAAUAAAACUUUUCAUGAUCUACCAGAUGGCUUUCAUUAUAUCAGUUUUUAAUUAUAGCAAAUGUUUAAAUUAUUUGUAAAUUGGUAUGUAUACUAUUAAAAGUCUCUGAUAAUUAUUUCAGGGAUGAGUAAUCUUUUGCCAACUACAGUUAUCUGAAAGUUGAGCCUCAAAGGAACUUCAAUUCCAAAAUAUAUCGAUUCUAUUCUGUAUUUACAAAGGUAUGAUAUGGUCAAAACACCUAUCAUCAUCCUCCCUAAAAUCUCUUUUAAAUCCAAAGAAAUCUAAGCUUGAGGAUUCUCUAGUGUUGAUAUUUUGUUAUUGAAACUAAAGGAUUAAUAAUUAAUUUGGGUACAUGGAUCAGGCCCUGAUAAUUAUAUAUUAUUGUCCUAAAAAUACAAUUGACGAUCAGCAGCUUUUAAAGGAUAUUAACUCCUUGACUGUAUGACUUCCCACAAUUUUAUGAUUGAUGUAUGUCAGAAAUCAGAUAAAUACAUAAAACAUAUUUUCAUGUUUAUUUUUAUUUUACAAAUUUAUACAUAAACAAAUUAAAGAACAGCCCUCUCCCCUUU